GAUUACCAUGGAGACCAGUUGUACACAGUUUUCCCUUCCCCUCUGUCCUGUCCCAAGGGAGCCCCACGGGGACCCGGGCAAGCUGGGCGCCCCAUGAACAUCGGGGCCCCAGAGACCCUGGCCGCGGGGAGAGUGAAAUUCUUCGGCCGGCACCGCGGAGAGGUCAACUCCUCCGCCUUCUCCCCCGACGGCCAGACGCUGCUCACAGCCUCAGAGGAUGGCUGUGUGUACGGCUGGGAGACCCAGAGCGGGCAGCUGCUGUGGAGGCUUGAUGGCCACACAGGGCCUGUGAAGUUCUGCCGAUUCUCCCCAGACGGCCGCCUCUUUGCCAGCACCUCCUGCGACUGCACCAUCCGCCUGUGGGAUGUAGCAGGAGCCAAGUGUCUGCAGGUCUUGAAAGGUCACCAACGGAGUGUGGAGACGGUCAGCUUCAGCCCUGACUCGAGGCAGCUAGCUUCAGGUGGCUGGGACAAGCAUGUGAUCAUCUGGGAGGCGCAGUCCGGCCAGAUGCUGCGCCUCUUAGCUGGGCACCGUGACUCCAUCCAGAGCAGUGACUUCUCACCCAGCGGGAACUGCCUGGCCACUGGCUCCUGGGACUCCACCAUACGCAUCUGGGACCUGCGGGCACUUACCCCAGCAGUCUUCCACCAAGAACUAGAGGGCCACAGUGGCAACAUCAGCUGCCUGUGCUACUCAGCGUCAGGCCUCCUGGCAUCUGGCUCCUGGGACAAGACUAUCCACAUCUGGAAACCCAUGACCAGCAGCCCGCUUGUCCAACUCAAAGGCCAUGUCACCUGGGUGAAGAGCAUAGCCUUCUCCCCAGACGAGCAGCAGCUGGCCAGUGGUGGCUACUCCCACUCGGUCAAAGUCUGGGACUGCAACACAGGAAAGUGCCUCAAGACCUUGAAGGGAAUCCUGGAUGUGGCCCACGCCUGUGCCUUCACCCGAGAUGGACGACUCUUAGUGUCUGGAGCUGCUGAUUAGACCAGAAGUCAAGCACCCUGCACGAACAAAUCACCCAGGACCCCUCAAAUGUACCACCACCACGGACAACCCUGUCCUACCAGCGCUACACAGGCGGAACCGUAACAGUGUCCAACAGGUCUCUGUGGCCAAGGCUGCCAAAGCCCCAAACCAGAGGAGCCAACAGCUGGGGCAGGACUCUUGCUCAGCCCCCAAUCCCCUCUCCAGCCCCAUCAGUGGAAAAAUCAAGCAAUGUCA
Microcebus murinus (gray mouse lemur) is the source of this 1221-nucleotide messenger RNA. RefSeq names its product WD repeat domain 38 (gene WDR38). Gene Ontology annotation, molecular function: protein binding. NCBI's taxonomy places the organism in Eukaryota, Metazoa, Chordata, Mammalia, Primates, Cheirogaleidae. The record is from RefSeq and is a predicted model, not a curated record.